AUGACCACCAGUGAGAACAACAACGGCGAAAGCAGCAAGCGCGAACAGCAGCACGGUCGUGAUGCAGACCUGAAUGCUGCAGACGCUCGCGGCCCCCAGCAAGGAGACCAGAGAAGUGACGCGAAUGAGGGGACGCUCGUGGACCAAGGGGCUGCGCUGGUGGACAGGCACUUGCGAGUGGUGCGGCUGGCCAUCCACGGGUCACUGGCAGCGCUGCUAGCUGUUGCAGCUUGGAGACUGUGGCGCUCACCGUUCCUGAAUGCGCCACAGGAACUACAGCCUGGGCGAACAUACCGCGUCAAGGUCACAGAAGUCCAGACCGUGCCCUCAUCACGCAGUUCCACCACACUGCACACUGCGCCGCCAAGGCAACAACAACAACAACAACAACAACAACAACAACAACAACAACAACAACAACAACAACAACAACAACAACAACAACAACAACAACAACAACAACAACAACAACAACAACAACAACAACAACAACAAGGGAGUGUUGGCCCGCCUUUGCUUAAAGUUAUUGUGCAUCCACCACUGCCGUUUCGAGGUGAAAAGGGGGUCACGCACCACAAUGCCACGGUCUUCGCCUUAACAGAAUGGCACUCGAGCGGUUGGGACUGGUGCGUGGAGAACAUGCAAGCAAGGCGUCGCUGGCUCGAGUUUCAGGCGGUUGCUGUUGUGCAGGACUCGGAAGAAAGCGAAGGUACGACUAACCCGUCCAGUCAAAACACGACGGGCACGCUCCCCUUGUACGAAGGGGUGUUUGUGUGGCGACGCCCACCCUUGGUUGGGGUGCGGUCGGAUGUGGGAACGCUCUUGCUGCGCCAAGGCCACGCCAAACUGGACCACGACGCCUUCCUUCGAUACCCGCAGCAGACGACUGUGUUGGACACCUAUCGCCAUGCUGAGGAGCAGGCACGCCGUCGCCGCAGUGGCGUGUGGUCAUCGCAAGAUAUCCAGGAUGACAUGAACGGUGGCGUCCGUUUGCAAACCCGCCUCUUGCUUCUGAAUACGUGGCACGCCAUACGCGAUGCCAUCAUGCGGCGGCGUUGA
Salpingoeca rosetta is the source of this 1059-nucleotide messenger RNA. RefSeq lists its product as uncharacterized. Gene Ontology annotation, molecular function: transcription coactivator activity. The record is from RefSeq and is a predicted model, not a curated record. Bases 1 to 1059 code for a protein of 352 amino acids. Gene Ontology annotation, cellular component: nucleus. Lineage: Eukaryota; Choanoflagellata; Craspedida; Salpingoecidae. Gene Ontology annotation, biological process: positive regulation of transcription by RNA polymerase II. The transcript has a single exon.